This is a messenger RNA of Umbelopsis ramanniana AG, 2055 nucleotides long. RefSeq lists its product as uncharacterized. The coding region runs from base 1 to 2055 and encodes 684 amino acids. Gene Ontology annotation, biological process: regulation of gene expression; establishment of protein localization to chromatin; replication-born double-strand break repair via sister chromatid exchange. Gene Ontology annotation, cellular component: Scc2-Scc4 cohesin loading complex. The record is from RefSeq and is a predicted model, not a curated record. The transcript is spliced from 12 exons. Lineage: Eukaryota; Fungi; Mucoromycota; Umbelopsidomycetes; Umbelopsidales; Umbelopsidaceae. Gene Ontology annotation, molecular function: chromatin binding.
AUGAUACGCUAUGAUUUACCAUCAGUUGCCAUCGAGAACGUCGCCACUUCGAGCGUUGUUAAGUUGGUUAGCCUAUCAAUUGACUGUAAGCGAGCAAAUUCUUCCGAUCUCUCCUUGAUCUCCAAUGGCUUACCGGUCGACAGGCAAAGCACACCAGAGAGUGAACUCUCCACCUUGAAUGAAGAUGAAUUACAGUCACACAGCUCAACCUCAUCCUAUUAUGCCUCUGGAGUAAACAUCGGCUCAAAUUCAGAUAAUAUGCUGUUAGUAGCUGCAAUACGUUCAACAUGUUCGAACAAUGUUAAAACAAGAAUGAAAGCCCUGAAAUGCCUGUUCAAGAUUGCAACCCGUCACCGAUCAAAUUUGCCGUAUUUUGUGGAUUCAUUCUUCGACCUAUGCUUCCAUCGUUUUAAUGAUACGUCAAUUCUUAUACGCAAAAUGGUAUUGAAUCUACUGAUGAAGGCACCGAUUUCCACUAAUCUGAAAACGACUGAAACCCUUGAUGUUGCGAUUGAGCGUUCAAAGGAUGUCGGCUCUGCUGUUCGAAAGAAAUCUGUUCAGCUGCUAUCAAAGUUAUAUACAUAUAGCGAAAAUCAAACAUCCCGAGUCAAAAUCCUGAGUGCAAUAAUGAUGGCCACAGUGGACCUUGAACAGGCCGUGAGUAAUGCUGCAGUAAAAGCAGCGAGGGACUUCUUAUUUGGAGAUGACUUCUGUCAAAUGGUCGCUAUAGAAAGGGCGGAAUUACUGCUGUUGACAACGGAGUCCUUGUACAAUGGUGGCCAUGUCGAAAUCAUGAGACAGCUCUAUGUUCAGUGCAAAGACGGCUUGGUCCCAUCAUCCAGUGAAAUUCAUCUGGCACGAGAUUUAGCAUCGACUUUAUUACACCAAUAUAUUGCCACAGACACACCUGGAAACCCUAAUGGCAAUCUAUUCAAUAUUCUCGGCUACAUCAUAAGUGAUAUUAUCAAAAUCCAACCUGAAGCUAUCACCAUCGCAGACAUUCAUUUGAUGUCUUCCAGUGUAGAUACUUGCGAGGAGAAGAAGACUUUCUGCAUACUGACUAUACUGGAGGCUGUAAGCUGGAAGAAGUUCUUGCAACACAAGAGCAUUAUGGAGGAACUUAAACGGUUGAUUUCCAACAUGAUUCGGAAGCCACUGUCAUACAGGGCUUUAGAAAAGUCUGUCAACUGUUUAUGUUUAAUUGACAGUAGCAAGUCAAUCAAAGUUUCAAAAACUGCAUUAACUAAACUGAUUCAUCUCGUGCACGGCAAGGAAAUUUCGAUGCAUGCUCAUGAUAUCGUCAUUCUGUCUGUAACAUCAGCAAUAUGUGCCUGCAACUCCUAUAGACGAGAAAGCGGAGGUGAAAGAAAACACGAAGAAUCCAACAUACAUCUUUUAAAUGUUGUCAAGGAAAUGCUUUAUGUUGUUCGCUGGUCAAUUCGAAAUGAAUCAAGUCAGAGAGAUAUCGACAUAAUUGGAAAAUCCGCUAUUCGCUGUUUAGGCAUUCUUCUUUACGCCAGACCUGAUUUAUUAACAAGUCAGCCCAUUCUGCAGCUGUUCGAUAACAUGAUUAACACAGCCAGUAAUGAGCUCAAAAUUGAGUUGUUGUAUGUACUUAAGAAACUUCUGCUAAAGGAAUAUGAGAACGACAAUGAGGAAUUACAGCAAACUGAACACUUCACCAAAUGGAGCGCACCAGCCCUAGAAAAUAGCAAACACAAUUCUGUUUCUGCCAUUGUCCAAGCGCAUUUCAAAAAUAUUACAGAUUUAGUCCUGGUCAACGACAUCUAUAUGCAAACAGCUGUAGUGAGCGUCAUGACAGAAAUCGUAAAACAGGGGAUAGUUCCACCGUCAAUGGCAAGUAUUCAUUUGAUUGAGAAUCACCAUCUGUCCUCGAGGGCAAAGAAGUUAAUGUCAAAGGGUCCUUUAUUAGUGUCUUCCAUCUAUUGUACCCCUCAGCACAAGUACAUUCGUACCAAUUUCAAGAAGGUCCUCCUGUCUCCUAGAAUAUUUGUUAGCACGGAACGCAAGUUUGCUACACAACAGAGAGACUGA